AUGCCUUACACCCUCUCAGUAAACUGCGACCUAUUGGAAGCCGCGAAUUCACGAGGCCGGCUUCAAAAAUUGAUGCAAGUAACAGGCCGCUUAGACAAUGUCACACGCGGUACACCAGGAAUUGGCGUUCAGGGCCUAGGCUCUACUGAGCCUGGAGGGAUGUCGGAUUCCGAGGCAAAUAAUUGCAAGGUCUUCGACAAUCUUUGGGUAUUCACAUCAUCUUUUGGAAUCGAAGUUUGCCUAACUGAAAUAUGGGAGUAUGAACAGCUCAAUGGAGGACAAACUGCCAAUUCGCUGAAGUCAAGAGACAGUAGGAAGAUCUAUGCUAGGGAAGUAUCUUUCGAUAAGCCAGGCGCCCGGUACAACAGAGAGGCUCUGGGCAAAAUGACUUGA
Colletotrichum lupini is the source of this 393-nucleotide messenger RNA. RefSeq lists its product as uncharacterized. The record is from RefSeq and is a predicted model, not a curated record. The coding region runs from base 1 to 393 and encodes 130 amino acids. The transcript has 2 exons. Lineage: Eukaryota; Fungi; Ascomycota; Sordariomycetes; Glomerellales; Glomerellaceae.